CCCGAUUCCAUCCACCACCAUCCGCACCUUCCACUGUUCGAGUGAUUGUCGUCGUUGUAUAUCGCUAGACUAGUGGGCAUUCACAUCCUCUUCGUCUCCACAGCCUCGAUCCAUCCGCUGACGAUCUCGCCCAUUGCCUUGCAGCGGGGCCACGACGCUACCUCAGGAGCCCUACCACUUUCUGACUUCUGGCGGCUUCCUGACGAUCAUAGCGCCAGCGAAGAGCACGUCAAGCCAACCAAAGCAUUGCAUCCGCCAUCCGGGCAUCACGAUCAGAUUCACAACAGCCAGCCAUGGGCUCUACAAGCAUGGCAGAAGGUGCACUUCAUUACCAGAAGCCAUCCGCUAACAGCACCGCGGGAUACCAUCCGCACCAACACCAUCCGCCAUCCUCCAGCUCGCUGCCCUCGGCACACGUACCCCCGAGGGUGCUCACCUUAGACCUCAAAGCCAAGCUGGCUUCCGCACUUGGUGGACAAGGCAAGCGAUACUGGGAUGCACUGCUGCGCUUCUGCACAGCGAAGAUUUCCAGGAUCGAGUUCGAGAGCGAAGCUCGCGCGUGCCUCAAAUCUGAAGAUGUUCAUCUGCACAAUUCACUGGUGCUAGGGAUCUUGUACAACGCAUCAUCCGCUGUUCCCGGCCCUUCCGCUUCCCGCAAAGGCUGGGGCAGCUCUGGCACUUUUUCUGCCUCCCACUCUGACCAUCAGACUUCCAUCCGCCAAGCCGAAGCGGAUGCGUACCAGCAAGAGAACGGCGACUUCCAACCGGAGGAUGUCGAUGCGGAAGCUGCCACUGCAUCCAUCGAGCCCGAGAAGCGUGUCAGUAUUCUCGCUGCUUCCUUUACCACAGCAGAACGACAACGAAUCAAGUCGAUGAGCAAACCACUUUCCCGGAACCUGUCAUCCAUUGCAAACACAUCCUCCUGGGCGGGUGCGGGUGCUGAUCUCCUGGAGCGGAAACGCAAGGAAGAGGAGAAGAAGACCAAGGAAAACGAGCGCAAGCGUCUGAAAGAGCUGCACACCGAAAUUGGAGGCAGGGAUUGGCUCAAGGAGGUGAUAGCGGAGGACCUUGCUUGCCAAGAGAACAGGACCACAUUGCCUGCUGCCACCGCACAAGCUCUGCUGCGAUCCAGCAAAGUACCCCUGUGUGUUGAAAGUAAGACACUGCCACAACUUGACGGUCUUGCAGACCUAAUGACGGCACCAGCGGUUGAGGCAGGGCUGAGUAACGGAGUGUCUAUGGAUGCGGCAGAUAUGCUCUCGGCCGGGUUGCAGGCUCACAUCCGAAAUGUUGUAAGCGGUAUGAUUCUCGCCGUCCGAGCUAACAGAGCUGCUGGAGGCGUCCAACUACGUGGCCCCGCGAAGCAGAACAUCGAGAGUGCCGAUAGCAGUGUAACGAGUCUACCAGGAUCAAGUUCAGCGACCUUCUAUGAAUCGCCCAACGGUACCUCCAGGGUAGAGCUACCUGACUUUGCCUCAUUCGACCAGGCGUACGCCAAGAUCAUGACAUCAGUGCCCUCUCGGCCGUCUCAGCAGUCGAGCCGGAAUAGUACUAGCUCCUCGUCACUGUCCACCGCUGCCUCUUCCAUCUUCACGAAUGCUGCUGGCACUCGCCAUGUCGGCGUCGGUCCUGAUGCCAGUGUGACCAGCCUGGUCAGCACAGCCGCCACCACUCAGGUCGGCUCAGGCAGUGAUGCGGGCAGCGAUGUCGAAAUGGACUCUGAGAAAGAAGGCAAAUCACGAGCACAGAGGAACGGUGACACCAGCGACGACUCAAUGGUUGCCGAUGAGUACGAGGACGAAAUCAAAGACGACAGAGUUGCUCAACACUUGCUGAAAAGAGGCCCUCCUGGCGCUGAUGACAGCGGCAUAGUGUUGCCAAACUCAUACAGUCCAUCCGCGUUACCGCACCGGCCGGUCUAUCGAAUGUCGGUGGCGCAGUCUGAGGCUCCUCGGCCUAGCCUGUCUCUCCGAGACCUUGCGUUCUUCUUGCGCCUGGAACCACACGUCCUCGUAGAACCAGCUGGCAUCGGGGCGAUGGAAAGGCUACUGGCUCCCGAUGCAGACGAGCGGGGCGCAGCUCUACAUCAGCUUGAAUGGUCCGGAAGCAGCAAUCUCGGCGAAGAGGAGAGGCUAGCAGUAGCGGCUAGGCAUUCUGCCUACUGCAAGGAGAACACUGAAGAUGAUGCGAAGGCAGAGGAGGAAGACCUUAAUUCGAUUCAUCGGCGCCCUAUCGCUGCUCUGCCUUCACUGCAAGCAUUGCGAGGGGCGUCAGCACCAUCGUCGCCGCUGCCCGGACGCAAAGGGUAUCUGGUCAAACAGCAAGCCCCUCUGUCGCUCCUUCUGCAUCGUGACAUCGUUUUGAGCAAGCGUAAGCAGCACGCUGCAGGUAUCGAGGACGCUCAGGCUACGACCAAGCGAAGUAAUCAUCACACAGACCCCCUCUCUGAGGUCGUUGAUCCCGUCAGGCUUCUCGCAGGCUAUUGCUCGUGAGACGGGGAAGAGGGCACUUUGCAUUUUUUACGAGACGAGUACCAUCCAGGGGAUCUUGUGAAGUUAUGACGCUCCUUCAUUCAAAAGGCUUCCUGUAUCCAUCAUCUCAACCGUAUCUUUCUCACUUAUGAAAUUUGACGUCCGCAUCUCCAUU
Microstroma glucosiphilum is the source of this 2646-nucleotide messenger RNA. RefSeq lists its product as hypothetical. Gene Ontology annotation, cellular component: SAGA complex. The transcript has 4 exons. Lineage: Eukaryota; Fungi; Basidiomycota; Exobasidiomycetes; Microstromatales; Microstromataceae. Gene Ontology annotation, molecular function: transcription coactivator activity. The record is from RefSeq and is a predicted model, not a curated record. Gene Ontology annotation, biological process: regulation of transcription by RNA polymerase II. Bases 294 to 2492 code for a protein of 732 amino acids.